AUGGUUUCGAGAACAUCUAUGUUUAGAUCAAUUGUUGAACAUGCUCAUAAUUCAAUAAAAGGUAAAACAUCAGCAUUAAAAAAUAUUCCUAAUACUACUGGUAGUAAUUAUUCAAAAUUUGAUCAAUUAACUAAUGGACAAAAAAUUGAAGUAUUAUCUGCUAUUAAAAGUUUAAAAAGUUAUGAAACAAAUUCAAAGGGAGUAAAUGAAAGAAGAAAAGAAUUAUUUAAAAAAAUGAGUUGGACUCAACAAAAUCUUGGUGAAAAAGUUGGUUAUUUACAAAAAUUAAAAUCAAUUGAUAAAGCAAUUGAUACAAAUCAAAAAUUUAUUGAUGAUGUUGCAAAUUAUGCUGUUUCAAAUUAUGGAGUAAGUCAAAAAGAUUUCGAAUUAUUAGAAAAUGAAUCAAGUAAUUCAAGUGGUAAUAAUUAUAGAGUUAUUGAAGCAUUGGGACAUUAUACUCGUGAUUGGACUCCAAAUAAUAUAAGUUUGGAAUUAUUACCAAUUUUUGAAUAUAUCGCAUCACAAUUGGAAAUGUUAAUUGAUUAUAGACAAAAAAAAGAUACCGUGUUGGUGUUUCCAGGAAGUGGAUUAGGUAGAUUAGCUUAUGAAUUUGCUAAAUGGGAUUAUGGUGCUGUGUAUUCUGUUGAAAAUUCUGGAUUAAUGAAUUUAUUUGUUGACUUUAACUAUAGCAACAAUACAAAGCCAUAUACAAUUCAUCCAUAUAUUCAUACAAAUUCAGAUUUUUAUAAUACUAAAUCACAAUUAAGAACAUUUGAAUAUAAACCAAUUGGAGAAACAAAUAAACCAGAAUCAUUACAUAUAGCACAAAAAGAUUUCACUCAAUUUGAAAUACCAGAUAGAGAUAAAUAUAAAAAUGUUGUAAUUGUAUCAGUAUUCUUUUUAGAUACUGCUGAAAACCUUUUCAAUUAUUUAGAUACAAUUGGAAAAUUAGCCAAACCUUCUGGAAAUGUUGAAAGAGGUUAUUGGAUUAACGCAGGCCCAUUGAAAUAUGGAUCAGCUGCUCAAGUUGAAUUAAAUGCUGACGAAUUAGCAGAAGCUCGUAAGAAUUUAGGCUGGGUUGAUGCUCAAAGUGUUUAUACUAUUUAUGAUCCCUUAUCAUUGGGUAAUAAAACUGGUUUAGUUGGUUAUUUGACAGACAAAGAAAGCAUGUGGCAAGGUUAUUAUGGAUUAAAUUUAUUCACAACUUCAAGAAAAGAGAAUAAAUCAUAUAAAGAUACUACAUUAGGAUAG
Molecule: messenger RNA, 1251 nt
Organism: Lodderomyces pseudojiufengensis
Lineage: Eukaryota; Fungi; Ascomycota; Pichiomycetes; Serinales; Debaryomycetaceae
Exons: 1
Coding region: 1-1251 (416 amino acids)
Molecular function (GO): S-adenosylmethionine-dependent methyltransferase activity
Source: RefSeq, a predicted model, not a curated record